AUGAAGGUUCUCUCACUCCUUCUUGCCGCGGCAAGCCCCAUCUAUGCCGCCUUCGAGUGGCAGAAUGCUCGCAUGGGAGGCGGUGGUGGCUUCGUGCCUGGCAUUUCUUUCCACCCCAAGGUGAAGGGUGUUGCCUAUGCUCGUACAGAUAUUGGUGGUCUCUACCGUCUCAAUGCCGACGAUUCCUGGACGCCUGUCACGGACUACGUUGCUACCCAUGCCAAGUGGAACCGAUGGGGAAUCGACGCAGUAGCGCUGGACCCUGCUGAUGCCAACAAGGUCUACGCGGCCUUUGGCAUGUACACCAACAGCUGGGAUCCUAACAAUGGCGCCAUCGGUCGCAGUUCCGACAAGGGCCAGACGUGGACGUUUACCGACCUGCCUUUCAAGGUUGGUGGUAACAUGCCCGGCCGCGGCACUGGAGAACGUCUCGCAGUCGACCCCAACAACCCAAACAUCGUCUACUUCGGUGCUCGCAGUGGAAAUGGUCUCUGGAAGUCCACCAACGGCGGUGUUUCCUUCAGCAAGGUCACCUCCUUCACCAACGUCGGCAACUUCGCUCCUGAUCCCAAUGAUGCCAACGGAUACCUCAACGACCCUCAGGGUCUGACAUUUGUCACCUUUGAUGAGACCUCAGCCGUCUCUGGUGGCGCCACCUCCCGAAUCUUUGUCGGCACCGCCGAUAACGUCACUGCCUCCGUCUACGUGUCCACCAACGCCGGCCAGACCUGGAGCCCCGUUGCCGGACAACCUGGAAAGUAUUUCCCCCACAAGGCCAGAAUUCAGACUGCCGAGAAGGCUCUCUACCUGUCCUACUCCGAUGGCACUGGCCCUUACGAUGGUACCUCUGGUUCCGUCUGGCGCUAUGACCUCGCCACCAGCGUGUGGAAGGACAUUACGCCUGCCUCGGGUGGUGAUCUCUACUUCGGUUUCGGUGGUCUCUCAGUUGAUGCUCAGAAGCCUGGUACCCUCAUCGUCGCCACGCUGAACUCAUGGUACCCUGACGCGCAGAUCUACCGUUCCACCGACUCUGGAAACACUUGGUCUACCUUGUGGAAGUGGACCAGCUACCCCAACCAGGAGUUCUACUACAGCAUCAGCACACCCAAGGCACCCUGGAUCUUUAAGAACUUCAUCUCCGUCGACACAAAGAAGCUUGGCUGGAUGAUUGAGGCCCUGGAAAUUGAUCCCCAUGACUCUAACCACUGGCUUUACGGUACUGGUCUGACCGUCUACGGAGGCCACGACUUGACCAAGUGGGACACCACCCACAACAUCACCAUUGAGUCGCUUGCCGACGGCAUCGAGGAGUUCGCUGUCCUUGAGGUUAAGUCUGCUCCUGGUGGUACCGAGCUGUUCUCUGCUGUUGGCGAUGAUAGCGGCUUCACUUUCCCUAACAAGAAUUCUCUGGGUACCGCACCCGCCACCGUUUGGGACACUCCCAGGUUCACCUCUUCUACCAGCGUUGAUUACGCUGGCAACAAGGUCGCCAACGUCGUCCGCGUCGGUAACACUGGCGGCACUGAGCAGGUCGCCCUCUCCGGCAAUGGUGGUAACACCUGGUACAUCCACUACGGCGCUGGCCAGGUUGCCUAUGGAGGCGCUGUAGCCCUCUCCGCCGAUGGUGAUGUUGUCCUCUGGUCCUCUUCCAACCAGGGCGUCCGCCGUUCCCAAACUCAGGGUACCUUUGCCGCCGUCUCUAGCCUUCCCAACAACGCCCUGAUUGCCAGUGACAAGCGCGACAACACUGCCUUCUACGCUGCCUCUGGCUCGACCUUCUACCGCUCGACCAACUCGGCCACAAGCUUCAGCACCGCCGGCACCCUUAGCGGCGCCACCGUCAUCCGCGACAUCGCUGUCCACCCCCAGGUCGCCGGCGACGUCUGGGUGUCCACAGACGCCGGUAUUUUCCACAGCACCAACGGUGGAACCUCUUUCACCCUCGUCUCCUCGACCGUGACCAAUACCUACCAGAUCGCUCUCGGCCGCGGCGCUGGCACGACCUGGAAUCUUUACGCCUUCGGCACCGGCCCCCAGGGCCCCAAGCUCUACGGCAGUGCCGACCUCGGUGCCUCGUGGACUGACAUUCAGGGCUCCAUCGCCUGGGGUUCCAUCGAGGCCAACCGUCUCGAGGGCAGUGGCAACAACGCCGGCCUUGUCUACGUCGGUACCAACGGCCGCGGCGUCUUCUGGGCCCAGGGCGCCAUCUCCGGCGGAUCCGUGCCCCCUCCCGCGGGCACGACCACGACGGCUGCGCCCCCUGCCGCUACGACCACCACUAGGGGCACGACGACUCUGACGUCGACGGUGAGGGCCUCUACCACUGUUGUGCCUACAACCGUCGCCACGACGACCAGGGCUGCCACCACCACCGCUGCCGCGCCACCGGCCACGGGCACAGGUGUCGCGGCGCCCUGGGGACAGUGGGGUUCAUCGUCUGACGAGGUCACUUUCCAAGAGAUUCAGACCGAGGAUGAGGCGGCUAAGUCGAAGAAGGGUUAUGCAAAGAUCCAGGCUUGCUGCGCUCGGGCGUUAGACUACCACCUUCAGUAUGCCUGGAUCGACACAUGCUGCAUCGACAAGUCCAGCAGCGCAGAGCUUUCCGAAGCCAUCAACUCCAUGUAUGCGUGGUAUGAAGCCUCGACCAUAUGCUUUGCAUAUCUCGACGAUGUUCCCAUGGCAGGCUCAAUCGAACUGCAUGCUGCCAACUCGCCCUUCCGACAGAGUGCCUGGUUUACACGAGGUUGGACACUACAAGAGCUCAUCGCCCCUGCUGAAGUCUACUUCAUCAGCAGCACAUGGAGCCGGUCUUCCUUGGGAUCCAAGACCCUGAUGGAUUCCUUACUCGAAGAGAUCACAGGGGUUAAAGCUGAGAUCCUGCGCAACCGCGGCAAGCUGGAUGAUGCCAGCGUAGGAGAGCGGAUGUCGUGGGCGUCGAGACGCGUGACCACAAGGAUUGAAGACGAAGCAUACUGCCUGAUGGGGAUUUUCGGCGUUUGUAUGCCGGCAAUCUAUGGCGAAGGCCGCAAGGCUUUUUAUAGGCUACAGGACGAAAUUAUGAGGACGACUCCGGAUCACACGAUCUUCGCAUGGUCCAUGCCUCACGGCCUGCCCUGCCCAGAAGACAUCGGCAUGCUUGCACCUUCGCCUCGCAUGUUCCGCGAUUUCAGCGGCCGCCGGGUAGUUGACCACAAGACAUUCGUCAAUACAUUCCCACACAGCACCAAUCGCAUGAAGCCUGAUUAUAGCAUCACUAACUUUGGCCUGCACAUACACCUACCAUUAAUGAAGCUGGACGAGUUCUUUGAGGGUUAUUACCUCGCAUUUUUGGCCUGCUCUCCUCUUCCGCAGGCACCUUUUCCGCAGGUAGAGACGCGGCUACUCCAAUUCGUUGCUAUCAUUCUGCGGCCUAGGACUGACCGACCAGACGGACAUUUCUACCGGACUCGACUCGGAACGAUUUCCCUCCCGUACUUCACCAUCUCAAAAAGGCAAGCAGACAACAUGGACAGCAUGAUGUUAUGGAUCUCAGUGGGAAGCAGCGGCAUGCCUCGCGCGAGGAUCGGGGCUACGCUUAGCUCAAGGAAGACAACGCCCGGCAUAGUCACCUGUCUGUACUCGACAGACCCCAGGACUCUGCCCAUAUUUGAACCACAUCAUGCUGCAGAACAAAGACCGACGCUUGUCAAGCCGACUGAUCCGGCCCACGAUGAACAUCUGCGCCUUCUUCGGACCUCGGCUCACAGAUACACAUCAAUGAUUCACGGCAUGUAUGACGUUCGGGAAGAUCACAUGCAAUGCGUGCUGGAUUUCUAUCCUGAUGGCUACAUUGUCCUGACCAUCCCGCCAAGUCUGUAUCCUGGGCAGCACCGUCAUGUACUCGUUGCGGUAGGUGUUCGUGAUGGACGUCUAUGGAUGGCACAAGAGCCUACGCCACCAGAUUUUGACUUUGCAGCAACAUCCUCUCCCGAAGCGUACGCCAGAUUUGAUUGCUAUAACGGCAAUUCAGUCUGGUAUACCGCACCUCACUUGGUGCAAAUCACAGCGCCUCAAGUCAGCGGCUUCGAAGACCCGCGAGCUCAGGUCGUCGUGGGUAAUGUUUCGAUUGCGAUUCACAUUCGACUCUCCAUAUGA
Molecule: messenger RNA, 4134 nt
Organism: Verticillium nonalfalfae
Lineage: Eukaryota; Fungi; Ascomycota; Sordariomycetes; Glomerellales; Plectosphaerellaceae
Exons: 4
Coding region: 1-4134 (1377 amino acids)
Biological process (GO): xyloglucan metabolic process
Molecular function (GO): protein binding
Source: RefSeq, a predicted model, not a curated record